This is a messenger RNA of Blepharisma stoltei, 6522 nucleotides long. NCBI's taxonomy places the organism in Eukaryota, Ciliophora, Heterotrichea, Heterotrichida, Blepharismidae. The record is from the annotation of a GenBank genome assembly.
AUGCUGCUGAGCUUGGGUUCAUCAAGCAACUUAACUUCUUUCAUGGAAAGUGAUGCGAAAACAAAAGAUUUCAAGACACUUGCAGCGCAAGGACAAAUUGAGCAUCAAUCAUCAGAAGAAAAAGCUCUUAAUCCACCCUCAAAAACCAUUCGAAAAAUCCUCAAAAGCCAACCCUCCGUGAGCGAACAAAAUUUUUUUGGGAAAAAAAUUGAUAUAUAAGUGAUAACUACUAUCAUGAAUCUCGAAAUAAUUCUGUUUAAUUUUAAACAAAUUGCGUUUUAAAAUAUAAUUUUACAAAUUAAAUUACUAUUUGCUUUCCAAUUUUUUCGAAGUGGGAUUUUUUUAAAUUUCAAUAAAAUAUAUAUAUAUAUAUAUUUUAAAAAAAAAUAAAUUAACCCCCCUCUGUGAGCGAACAAGAUUUUUUUGUUUGCUCCUGGCUCACGGAGUGGGGAUUUAGCAAAAUGAUGCUUAGCGCAAGCAAAUUUGUUAUCAACAGCGCUGAGGUCUCUAUUUCACUUUCAUCUACAAUAUACAGUUUAUUUAUAUCAGAUGACAAUGAGCUUGUUUAUUUUGCCACAGAAAAAGGCAAUGUCACUUGCUUUAAUCUCAAAGAAGGAAAAAUAGCUAAUGAUGUAUGCUUGGGAAUUGGAGCAUUAUAUGAUGCAAUCAUAGAUGAAGAAAAUAAUCGUUUAGUUGUCUGUGGCGAAAGCGAAGUAAUUCGAUGUUACAAACUACCAAUGUUCCAACUUGAGUUUGAACUGCUAGGACAUUCUGGGUCUGUUAAUAAAUUAUGCUAUGAUUUAUCAAAAGAAAAAUUGUAUUCUGCUGGAUUUGAUGGCACAGUUAGAGCAUGAAAUUUUAUAAAUUUACUGGAAAACAAAACACUAAUAUCACAUAAUGGGAAAAUUAAUGAUCUAGCAAUUGCAGAAGACGAUUCAUUUAUUGCAAGCGCGGGAGAGGAUGGAGUAAUCAAAGUAUUUAACCUAAACACAGAAACCGAAAUUGCUCAGCUUGCUGAAAGUUCAGUAACUUGCUUAGCAAUUAGUUCAAGUUUAAAUGUUCUGGGUUCUGGGAGCUCUGACGGGCGAGUUUCUAUAUGAAAUACAAUUGACUGGACCCUUUUGAAAAGUAAAGGAAUUCAUACUGGAGCAACUACUGCUUUACGGUUAUGUGAGACCAAGCCAGUGAUUAUAACAGGAGGCGAAGAUAAUUUUGUGAAAGUGUGGAAUUUUGAAAAAGAGACUACAGAAAAGCUUAUGAAAGGCCACACAGAUUCGAUUAAAAAUAUCAAAAUUUCUCCUGAUAUGAGUUUCUUUGUGUCUACAAGUAUAGACUCCACAGCUCAUAUAUGGAGAUUUCCUGACGAGUUCGAAGAUUAUAUUUUUAAAGAUCUCAAUAAUUGCGAAUAUACCUCAGCAGCAUUUUUACCGGAAUCAAAUCAUAUUGUGUCUUGCGGGACAGACAAGAUCGUUAAAUACUGAGACGAUUCUGGCUCUCCUGUUCCUCUUAUCAAUAUUUUAGGAAAUGGCCUUAAAAUUAGUGUAUCGCCAAAUAAAAAAUAUAUUGCAGUCGGGGAUGAGCUCGGAACUCUCUAUAUUAUUGAUGGUCUCAAUUUUCAAGAACUUCACAGAAUUGAAGCUCAUAACGGCUUGAUCAGGGAUUUGUGCUUUAUGCCUGAUAGCUCUCGAUUAAUUACAGGCGGAGGAGAUUCAUUAAUUUCUAUAUGAACUCUGCCAUCAAUGAACAAGCUGCAAUGCAAAGGUCACUGCCAAAGUAUUUGGUCUGUAUGUGUAGGCAACACAGGAAGAAAAGUGUUUUCUGGAAGUAGUGACCAAACUAUCAGAAUAUGGAACGCAAUGACUGCGAAUCAAUUAGGAUGGUUUAACGCUAAAGAGCCUGUAAAUGUGAUGGCAAUCGAUAAGAAAGAUAAGUUAUUGAUAAUUGGAGGCAUGAUAGGAGAUGUAUCAGUAUGGAAUAUAGAAGAGCGUUGCGAGGAGUCUAGUUUUCAUGUGCAUGCAGGACUGGUUACAGGGAUUGUGCUGAUGAAAAAUAAUGAUUUGUUCAUGACAGCUGGAAAAGAUAAGAAAAUCAAUAUAAUUUCGUUGAAAUACCGAAUCAAGAUAUAGAAGUUUCUUUUCAAUAGCGCGAUAAGGUGCAUUCCUAGGUUUUACGGAUGAUCUUAAACAUAUGAAAACUUGCUAUUCUUUAUUCAUGGGGGAGAAAAACAGCCUAAAUAAAGAAUUCUGCCUGAUCAAUCUCGAGAACUUGAAGAGAGGCUGUGUGAAAAAUUUACAUUUUGGUUCGUCAAAUGAAUCUGACGAGCCAAUUCUGGCCAGUACUUGAAAUGAAAAAUGGUAGUUGCCAGAAUUUUAUUAAUUUUUUGAUGGUGAGGAUGAUCAGAAUUUUAAUAAAUGGCACAGGAUCAGACAACUUAUUCCUUUCAAACCGAUCUAAUAAUUCCUUUGGUAAUAAUUAUAACUGCUUUAUAAAAGCCAAAGUUUGUGCUAACUCCCCCCCCCCUCCGUGAGCGAACAAAACCAUUAGAAAAAUCGCCAUUUUUUGACCAAAAACCCACCCUCCGUGAGUGAACAAAAAUUUUUUUAAUAGAAAAAAUUUUAAUGGAAAAAAAUUUUGAUAUAUAAGUGAUAAUUAGUAUAAUGAAAUCUAGAGCUAAUUCUGUUUAAUUUUAAACAAAUUGCGUUUUAAAACAUAAAUUUUGCAAAUUAAAUUAAUAUUUGCUUCCCAAUUUUUGCAAAUUAGGAUUGUUUUAAAUUUCGAAAAAAAAUAUUUUUUAUAAAAUUUAUAUAUAAAUUUUUUUUUAAAAAAAAAAAAUUAACCCCCCUCCGUGAGCGAACAAAAUUUUUUUGUUCGCUCACGGAGGGGGGGGGGGAGUAAGCGCUUGUUGUUCUUUACGAAAUUACUAAUGACUAACUUGGUUUUCGUUAGAAAAUUAAAAUGGAGUUAAUAAUUAAAAACUUGUUGAUUGAGUUGUGUUUUUGCGGAAGGAUAGAUUUCUAAAUAAAUGAUGCCAAUUUUAAUUAUGAUCAACUGCUUUAUAAAAGCCAAAGUUUGUGCUAUGCGCUUGUUGUUCUUUACGAACUUACUAAUGACUCAUAUGGUUUUCGUUAGAAAAUUAAAAUGGAGUUAAUAAUUAAAAACUUGUUGAUCGAGUUGUGUUUUUGCGGAAGGAUAGAUUUCUAAAUAAAUGAUGCCAAUUUAAUCAUGACUAAAUGCUUUAUAAAAGCCAAAGUUUGUGCUAAGCGCUUGUUGCUCUUUUACGAACUUACUAAUGACUCAUAUGGUUUUUGUUAGAAAAUUAAAAUGGAGUUAAUAACUAAAAACUUGUUUGAUCGAGUUGUGUUUUUGCGGAAGGAUAGAUUUCUAAAUAAAUGAUGCCAAUUUAAUUAUGACUAACUGCUUUAUAAAAGCCAAAGUUUGUGCUAAGCGCUUAUUGCUCUUUACGAACUUUACUAAUGAUAUUAAAAAUUUUCUUCUUAUAAUGUUUUUAAAUUUCUUUCAAAUGUUAAAAUAAUUAUAUCAAUAUAAAUAAAUUUUUUAUAAAAAAUAUUUUUAAAAUAAAAUAAUAAUUUUUAAAAUUUAUUAUAUCUUUUAUAAAAUGGGGCUUCAAUUUUAACAAUAUUUUUUAAGUGGGUUGUCUUAUCCUGUGCCAUUUAUUAAAAUUCUGAUCAUACUUGCCAUCAGAAAAUUAAUAAAAUUCUGGCAACUAUCAUUUAUAAUUUCAAGUACCGGCCAGAAUUGGCUCGCCAGAUCCAUUUGACGAACCAAAAGUGUAAAUUUGCAAAUAGCCUCUCUUUAAGUUCUCGAGAUUGAUCAGCCAGAACUCUUUAUUUUCACUGUAUGGCUCUCUUACAAAGAAGGAACAUCAGAUUUUCAUGGCCCAAAGACCUUUUAGUCAAACCAGGAAGCACGCCUUAUCGCGCUAUUGAAGAGAAAGUUCUAUAUCUUAUAUGGACCAUAAGCAGCCGAUUAAUUGUCUAGCCAUAUCUCUAGAUGAAACUUAUAUUGCGACUGGUCAACGGUGUUACAUUUCAGCAGAAGAAAAUCCAUUGACUACAAAGGAAACAAGACUAAUAGGCCCAUCAGAAUUCCAUCAGCCUUUUCUUGCAUAUAUGCGAGAUAUCCUUUUUGACCAAAACCCCGAGCAUAACCCAAUUAUGGAUCAAUUUGUUAUAGUCCCCCAGCUUAUCAAUCCAUUACAUUUUUAUGUCUACCUCAACUUAAAAGAAUAUGUAGUUCAGUCUCUAUGCUAUAAUAUAUCUAUUAUAAGGUCGAAAAUUGGAUUCAACCCAUUCUAUAUUGCGCUAUUAAAAGAUUACAAAGCAAUUAGAGACGAAAUUGUUGACUCCUUAUGCUUAAAUGCCCAAAUCAAUCCCUUUUGGCUACAAAUGCUGGAAAAUGAGAUAAUAAAAAUGAAUCAAGUUGGCUUUGCAAAGCUAGCUGAUAUAUAUGAGAUAAUUUAUCAAGAGGUGAAAAGAAAAAGCUUCCCCAGAUUCUGCGAGUCUAAUGUUGUUUUGCCUAUCUGUUAUUUAUCAAAUGAAUUCCGAGCUAAAGUAAAAGAUUUCUUUGAUGAAGAAGACAUCAGUACCCAAGGCGUUUCUAUAUGUUUUAAAGAAACGUGCAUCCCUUUUAAUUUCUCUAUGGGUAGCCAAGAAAGUAUUGAUUUCCUAACUCCCCCCUCCGUGAGUGAACAAAAAAAUUUUGUUCACUCACGGAGGGGGGUUAAUUUUUUUUUUUUUAAAAAAUUAUAUAUAAAUUUUAUAAAAAAUUUUUUUUUUCGAAAUUUAAAAAAAUCUAAUCGCAAAAAUUGGAAAGCAAAUAUUAAUUUAAUUUAUAAAAUUUAUGUUUUAAAAACGCAAUUUGUUUAAAAUUAAAUAGAAUUAGCUCUAGAUUUCAUUAUGCUAAUUAUCACUUAUAUAUCAAAUUUUUUUUUCCAUAAAAAAUUUUUCUAUUAAAAUAUUUUUUGUGCACUCACGGAGGGUGGGUUUUUAGGCAAAAAAUAGGGAUUUUUCUAAUGGUUUUGCUCACUCACGGAGGGGGGGAGUAAGCUCUAUUUCUGAGUGUGAGAAUAAAGACAUUUUCAGAACUCCUAUAAUCUUAGAUAUAGCUCACUAUAAAUGAGAGUCUGCAAAGCUUCCUAUGAUCAUCCAAGGGUCUGUAUUUUAUGUCUAUUUAAUAAUGUUAUCACUUUAUACCUCUUUUUUUGCUAAAGACCCAACUUUUUUGAUGAUAGUGUUUAUUAUGAAUAUUUUAUUGAUGUUUUAUGAAAUCUAUCAAAUGAUUGUGUCUGGAAGAUCUUAUUUUAAAUUUGUGUGGAAUUAUGUCGACUGGGCAAGGACAAUAUUGCUGCUAGCUUAUAAUAUUAUUGAAUGAACCCAGGAUUAUUUUAGGGGGAUCAGUAACAUGGUUUUCUUACUCCCCCUUCGUGAGCGAGCAAACCAUAGGAAAAAUUUCUAUUUUUGGGUAUUAUGAAAAAUAUUGGAUAUAUAUGUGAUAAUUUUUAUAAUAAAAUCUCUUGUCAAUUCUAUUGAAUUUUAAACAACUUGCAUUUUAAAACAUAAAUAUCAAAUUAAACUCUUUUUACUUCUCAAUUUUUGCAAAUUGGGAUAAUUUUUAUAUAUAUAAGUUUUUUUAAAAAAAAGAAGCCACUGAGCGAACAAAUUUUUUUCGCUCAUAAUAGAGAGGAAGGUAGUAAAAUAUGGUGGAGAAGAAAACACUACUUUCCAUUUGUUUGGGUUUGCAAAUUCACUUUUUGCUCUAGUCACAUUCAUCAGCUGGGCUAGAGGAGUAUCAUAUUUCAGAUUAUUUGACUCAACAAGAUAUUUUAUUAAUUUAUUAAUUCACUGCUUUGCCAGCAUGGGAGGGUUUUUAGUCAUGAUGACCUUUAUGGCAGUUGGCUUUUGUUUCUUGUUUAUAGUAAUUGUUAGAGAUCCAUCUGGAAAUAUUGACUUCAUGAAUAAUCUCAGAAUUUCUUAUUGACUUAUCUUAGGUUCUACAGAAGCAGAAAGUUAUGGUUUUAUUGAAAUGGGAGUUCUCACCUUCGGGAUCAUGAUAAAUCCAAUCAUUAUGAUGACUAUCCUUGUAGCGAAAGUGACUGAUGAAUAUGAGCAAAUCCAAUCAGACAGCAUAGCAAGUGACACUAAAGAGCUGAUUGACAUGGCAAUUGAAGUGGAAAAUAUGAUGUUUUGGAAAAGAAAAACAGGAACGAAACAAUAUUUUCAAUCUGUCAAAGAAACUGCUAAAGAUGAAGAUAUGAGUUGGGAAGGUAGGCUGGCGGCUCUCAAUAAAAUGAUAGAGAGGUCCAGCCUUGGAACUCAGGAAUUUUAUGAAAAUCUGAUUAAAAAAUUAAGCGAACGAGAAAUUUUAGUGACCAAGAACAAAGACAAAGCAGAAAAGAUUGAAGAAAUUUGUGAUAAAAUAAUAAAAAUUAGGGAAGAGAGGCUCGCUAAAAAUGUGGUUGAAGAAGAGGGGGAUGUCGAGCAAGUAGAAAAUAAAGAAGGAUAG